Medicago truncatula (barrel medic) is the source of this 636-nucleotide messenger RNA. Its product is annotated as exonuclease V, chloroplastic. The record is from RefSeq and is a predicted model, not a curated record. The coding region runs from base 1 to 636 and encodes 211 amino acids. Gene Ontology annotation, biological process: interstrand cross-link repair. Gene Ontology annotation, cellular component: nucleus. Gene Ontology annotation, molecular function: single-stranded DNA 5'-3' DNA exonuclease activity. NCBI's taxonomy places the organism in Eukaryota, Viridiplantae, Streptophyta, Magnoliopsida, Fabales, Fabaceae. The transcript is spliced from 2 exons.
AUGAAAGCUGGUAUAGAUCGGCAUUUUCAGCUUGAACAAGAGGUUCUGGAACCAAUGGAAGUGAAUGUGAAGUCAUCUGAAGACUAUAUGGCACUGAAACUUGUUGAUUUCAUCAAUGGUGUGAAUCAACUGUUGUUCGAAGGACUAACUCGCGAGCUUCCUAUAAUAAGCUUUGAUUUUGCACAAGUUGUUCGUGACUUCCCUUCUAAAAGAUUGUUUGAAUAUUUCGAGUUAAAUCCUCGACGUAAUUUAUGUAAAGAUCUACGAACAGCGUGUGUUGAUUCUGGAAUCUCAGCAUUGACAAUUGCUGAUGUGGUGAUUUGUUACCAAAAUAUGUGUAAGCUGCUGCCCCGUGCUAAUGACAAACUAGUGUUGAGAUAUGAAUCUCAGAGGGAUCACUCACUGUUGGAAGAAGAAAAAUUUGUGUAUGAGGGUAGUUGGAUAAAGAAUGAAAUUAGGAUUUGUCUUGAGUUUUGGCUUGGAAAGAGAGAAGCCAGUUCUGUUGAUGAGGAAGAUCAAUGGAAAUGUGGAUUCUGUGAUUUUACUUCCCAGUGCCCUGCUUACAUUGGUGAUUCUGGGAGCACAGAAACACUUUCAGAGUAUGAUUACUCAAGUGACUGUUGUAGUGUUCAGUAA